UCGGGCGAUACUCCGCAACCGACGAUACCGCUAUAACUAGUGCAUCCGGAUUACUUCCUCUUCAGGAGAAAAUAUAUCAAUUUAAUACAGCCUCGUCUGCUCGUCUGCUCUUCGUUUAGAUGAGUUGUCGAAAAGUCCAACUUAUUACUUACCCUUCAAGACCAAGUAAAAAUUAGAGACUAGAAGGAAAUAAAAUUCUAAGCAAUGGCGUUACCUUUUCCGAUACCCUCAUCUCUUUCCAAGGGAUUCUCCAUGUCCUAUUGUACAGCUGCCGAUGUGGAUAUCAUUGCAGAUAUAUACUACGAUGCGUUUGCGACAGACAAGCGCAACGCCUUCUGGUGGCCGCCAAACAAGGAGGAUAUGUUUACUUGGAUGAAGCGCCGCAUCCGCCGCAAGAUGGAUGACCGAAGCGUCCGACACUUCAAAAUUACGGAUGACCAGAGCGGUGACGUAGUUGCAUUCGCUAGAUGGGACAUUCCCGAAGGCUACGAGAAAGCCUUUGGGGAAUGGGUCGGAAAUAAGGAGACCGCCGUGGAUGUCUCCCAGAUCGUUGCACCGGGAGAGGUUACGGGAGAGAACCCGCCAGCGAAUAGUGCACCUGUCGAAGCUAUUAACCCCCCUGUUGCGGAUUACCCAAAAGGCAGCCGGCCAGAGCUAUGCCAGGUCUUCUUCGAUGCGUUGAAAGUCGCCUCGGAUAAGCACAAUGCAGAUGAGAUGUUGGGUCUAUCACUUCUAUGCACAUCGCCUAAAUAUUACCGGAGAGGAGCCGCGAAAGCGCUGUUGCUGCCCAUGCUAGCUAUCGCCGAUGCUCAUGGCCUCAAGUCCUAUCUGGAGGCUACGCCUAACGGCAAAGGAGUGUAUGAGAAAUUGGGCUUCCAGGAGGUGGACCGGUUGACUUUUGACCUCAAGGAGUUAACUGGAGAGGAGUAUGGCGAUCCAUACCAAAUUACCAUCAUGAUAUGGGAACCGAGAUCGACAUGAUAGUAUUAGGUAGGAAAGGGGUUACUUACUUACUCUCAGCCUAAGCUUUAAGUUCAGCCUCGUUUAUCUGUUUAUCUGGAUAGACAUUCGUAAAUAUUGAAAGCGACCAACCUAAACUAAAGGCACUGGGAAGUAAAUAUAGAACAGCUGCUUGCUAGAUCAGGGAUAUUGCGGGCGGUACUGCAAAAGCAGAAUGUUGAUCUACUAUCCGAAGACGAUGUGAUCAACAAAUAGGUCGGCAAUAUAGCCAUCUAUAUCAACCCGCUGACCUUCGCGAGUUAUAAGGAACCGAGCGUCUGGCGCAGCCAAUGCAAGCUAGGUGGAUGAUCGUCAUAUGUGCCUGUGCCGAGAAUAGCAUAUAUCGUAUCACGGAUUAAAUAGGAUUUACCUAGGUACCUAAGUU
Daldinia loculata is the source of this 1384-nucleotide messenger RNA. Its product is annotated as acyl-CoA N-acyltransferase. Gene Ontology annotation, molecular function: acyltransferase activity, transferring groups other than amino-acyl groups. The transcript is spliced from 2 exons. NCBI's taxonomy places the organism in Eukaryota, Fungi, Ascomycota, Sordariomycetes, Xylariales, Hypoxylaceae. Bases 205 to 981 code for a protein of 258 amino acids. The record is from RefSeq and is a predicted model, not a curated record.